Thalassophryne amazonica is the source of this 2332-nucleotide messenger RNA. RefSeq names its product leptin receptor gene-related protein. Gene Ontology annotation, cellular component: endosome. Gene Ontology annotation, biological process: negative regulation of growth hormone receptor signaling pathway; late endosome to vacuole transport via multivesicular body sorting pathway. The transcript has 4 exons. Bases 92 to 487 code for a protein of 131 amino acids. The record is from RefSeq and is a predicted model, not a curated record. Lineage: Eukaryota; Metazoa; Chordata; Actinopteri; Batrachoidiformes; Batrachoididae.
GAGGCGGAACCAGCGAGGAAGAGGAAACAGGAAGUGCGUCCCCACAAAUCGCAGCACGUAAACAACAAAAAAACAGAGAAACUUUGUGGGAAUGGCUGGUAUUAAAGCGUUGGUUGGUUUGUCCUUCAGUGGAGCCAUCGGCCUGACUUUUCUUCUCCUGGGAUGUGCUCUGGAACAGUAUGGGGUAUACUGGCCGAUGUUUGUCCUGAUUUUUUAUGUAUUGAGCCCAAUCCCGACCUUUAUAGCCAGACGCCUCAGUGAGGACACGGACUCAACCAGCAAUGCUUGCAGAGAACUGGCUUACUUCUUGACAACUGGAAUAGUAGUAUCAUCAUUUGGAUUGCCAGUUGUCCUAGCUCGCAAUAGAACAAUUCAGUGGGGUGCCUGUGGUCUGGUGAUGACUGGUAAUGCUGUCAUCUUCCUCACCAUCCUUGGCUUUUUCGUCGUGUUUGGAGGUGGGGAUGAGUUCAGCUGGGAGCAGUGGUAGAGUGUGUCUUGGAUAUGGAUGGUUAACGUGGGUGGACAUCUGAGUGGAUUGCAGAGUGAGAGGCACAUGUGUCUGACCAUCAGUGUGGAUUAUUUUCAUAUAUAGACCUUGCAAUGCCAAAUUUAAACAAGAUAUUAUCAGGCUAAUUUUGAUGUUAGGGGGAUAGGAGUUGAAGACAACACUUUGUAUCCCCAUUAUUGUGCCUUGUGUCUAGGACCAGAGAGACUGAUGCUGAUAGCUGUCAUUAGCUACUAUAAUUCCUGUAUUUUAGCUUGUUUUGCCUUUAAGCCUUCCUCCCCAAUGCAGCUAUGUGCUAAUUCAUUAUGCCUCAGUAACUCAAUCUUAUGAAGGCAUUCUAAAGAGUAACUUCACUGUAAUUUGAAAUGCAGUGCUCAAAGCAUUCCCUGUCCUUGUUGGCUGAUGGAAAUGUUUGUGCUGAACUACAGCUUUCUGUUUCGCUUAUUAUUAGCACUCAGUGUUUCCUGUUUAUUGAGAGGGUGUUAUUAUAAUAUGUGCAAUUAAUCAGGAUCACAUGUAUUUGUAAAGCAGGUUAUAUGCAUUUUUAAAAAUAGUUUAUAAGACCUAAAAGGACACUUUUUCUGAAUUAUUCAAAACAUGUUCUAGUGAAAGUGACCCUUUACAGUCUGACUUUAUUUGGUCUAGUUGUUUACGUUCUCACCAAAGAUCAAUUUACUCUGUAAGUUGGAACAUUUUCAUUACUGACGUGUUUUGGCCUGUACCAAGGAGAAUCAUGAUGCUCAAAUGUCAGAGACAGCACUUGGGAAAUUGCUCUGUCUUCAUACCUCUAAGCUCGCGUGUCACUCAUCAAAAUUACUUCUAAUAUUGAGAAUCAGGUUGUGAAACAGAUUUACAUGUUGGAUGGUAACUGUGGUACUGUGCAAAUCUUUUAGGCAUAUAUGAGGUGCUUAAACCUAUAAAGUGCAAAAUAUUGAGCAUUUAUUUUAAAAAAAGUAAAAUAUGUAAGAGUUUUUCAUCUUUAAAAUGAUAUAUAUAGAAUUUCUUUUCAGUGAUAAAAUUACAUAAUUUCUAUCAGGUUAAAAAAAGUAAAUCCUUUUUUUUUGGUUCCCUGAAAUUUAUAAGAAAAUUGAGUUUAUUUAAUCAUAUUUUACACUUUUUUUUUUUAGCAUGACCAUCAUUAGCUGUCUUUGUAUUAUGUAUCAUGCCUUUCACAUCCAAAUAACUCAAGUUUUUCUUUUUUGUCUAUUUAUUUUGUGUUGGAUUUUUAUUGUUUUUAUUUAUUUUAAUUUGAAAAUCAGGUUUACCAUACAACAUUAUAUUUAAUGCAUUUCUUUUUAAAGAAAUACAUCUGAAUAGGUUGUAUUAUACAACUUUCCAGCAUCCUACUUCCUGUAAGUUAACAGGUCUCGUAAAAACAUAUCUUAGAAUUUGGAGCCAAAACUACAUUAUUUGAUGCAUUAAUAUAAUAUAAAUUAGGAAUUUAAUUUUUUUUUAGAAUUGUAGGGUGCCUAAAAUAUUUGUACAGUCCUAUGUGAAGUGUCCUAAUUGAGAAGGCUUUGCCCUGAAACUCAUAAGUGCCUGUUGUACACUUUAACACGUGAGCCUUUAUUUUUAUGAGAUAUGUAAUUACAUGUCAAUAUCAUCACUGCAUAUUUUCAGCACUGUGACAUAUUUUUAAUGAGGUACAAAUAUUUGUACAAUUUGCCCACUUCACAAUGGCAGUCUCCCAUAUUUUGUUCUGCUGUUCCAAUCCGAACCCACCUCACUCUGAAAACACUAAUGAGCUUUGAAGAGCUCUGAGAUGAAUUUAAAAUUACCUGACUGCAUUUUGUUUUCUUACAUUGAUUAAAACUCUGUAUAGCAAAA